Chenopodium quinoa (quinoa) is the source of this 1887-nucleotide messenger RNA. Its product is annotated as F-box protein At5g06550-like. Gene Ontology annotation, cellular component: nucleus. The transcript has 2 exons. Gene Ontology annotation, molecular function: cis-regulatory region sequence-specific DNA binding; protein binding. Bases 150 to 1688 code for a protein of 512 amino acids. Lineage: Eukaryota; Viridiplantae; Streptophyta; Magnoliopsida; Caryophyllales; Amaranthaceae. The record is from RefSeq and is a predicted model, not a curated record.
CGCGCGGGUCCACAAAUGCUAAAUCAAGAGUGAAACCUGAACCCUGCAUAAGUGUCAAAAACUCAAAACAGUUCGGCUUAUUCAAGGUACCGCCUGUAGCCGCUUUCAUGUAAUCCCUUUCUCAAAAUUCCCGAACUCAAAAUUGCACAAUGCUAAGCUGCAAGAGAUUCCUGCAGAAACCCAUUAAACGAAAGAACAAAAAGAAGCAAAACAAGAAGAAAUCAAGAACAACACCUAACAAAAAUGGCUCUAAUUUUCGAAAAACCCAACAACCUACUCAUAGUUUUGAAGAAGAUGAACCAGAAGAAGGUGGUUUUAGGCUAAGAACUUCUGCACCUUCAAAUAAUCAUGGAGUUCAACCAUUGGGUAAUCUUUUUCUCAGCUCAAAUUCUCAUAAUUCCAGAGACAUUGGCUUAGGUAAUUUGAAAGUUCUUACUGAUGAACUUGUUCUUGAGAUUUUAGGGUUUUUGGAUGCUAAUUAUUUAGGGAUUUUAGCUACUGUUAGUAAAUCUUUAUAUGUAUUUAGUACCCAUGAACCCCUUUGGAGGGAUUUGGUAUUGGAAACCCUUAAAGGUGGAUUUUUGUAUAAUGGGUCAUGGAGAAAAACUUGUAUUGCUGCUCAUUACCCAUGUUUUGAUAAUUCAAAAAUUGGGUCUUGUGGGUUGGGAAUUAGGGAUUUUUAUUCUGAUUUUCUGUUUCAAAGUUGGUUAUGUGCUAAUCUUGAGAUGAAACAUGAGUGGCUACAGAGGGAUAACAUACCGCGAAGGCGGGGGAUUUCAGUUGAGGAAUUUAUAAAAGAUUUUGAGGAGCCUAAUAAGCCUGUGUUGUUGGAAGGUUGCUUGGAUAGCUGGGUUGCAAAGGAUAAAUGGGAUAAGGAUUAUUUGAUUAAAAGUUGUGGUGAUGUUAAGUUUUCGGUUGGUCCAGUUGAAAUGAAGCUUGAGGAUUACUUUAGGUAUUCUGACCUUACUAGGGAAGAGAGACCCUUGUAUUUGUUUGAUCCUAAGUUUGCAGAGAAAGUUCCGACAUUGGGUAGAGAGUAUGAAGUUCCUAUAUACUUUAGGGAGGAUUUAUUUUCUGUUUUGGGUAAAGAGAGGCCUGAUUACAGAUGGAUAAUAAUUGGACCUGCUGGGUCGGGUUCUUCGUUUCAUAUUGAUCCUAAUUCUACAUCAGCUUGGAAUGCUGUGAUUAAGGGGUCCAAGAAGUGGGUUUUAUUUCCUCCUGAGAUUGUACCUCCUGGUGUCCAUCCUAGCCCUGAUGGUGCUGAAGUGGCAUGUCCAGUUUCAAUAAUUGAGUGGUUUAUGAAUUUUUAUGGAGCCACAAAAGAUUGGAGGAGGAGACCCAUUGAGUGUGUCUGUAAAGCAGGCGAGGUUCUCUUUGUGCCUAAUGGAUGGUGGCAUUUGGUUAUCAACUUAGAAGAAUCUAUUGCUAUCACACAGAACUAUGUUAGCAGGAGAAAUUUGCUGAAUGUAUUGGAAUUCCUCCAGAAGCCAAAUGCGAGUGAACUUGUAUCAGGAACAAGGGACCGUGUCAAUCUGCACAAUAAGUUCAAAGAAGCUAUUGAGUUUGCUUUUCCUGGGACUAUAGAUCAGCUAGUGACUAAAGCUGAAGAAAUGAAGAAGAAACGUCCAUUUUGGGAAACUGUUUCAGAUUCUAAUGCUGGAGCUUUCAAGUUUUCCUUCUUAGGCUAGACUAUGCAGGUUUUGGGUUGCUGGACACAUAAUCUGGUGGUGAGCUUAUAUAUUGAUAUCUUACUCUGGUAUAUUCAUUUAAGUUCAUUUUCAGGAUUCCUUUUUAUUGUCAAUUAUUUACUUUAAAAAAAUUUCUGAUAUGAUCAUAUUACAGUCAAUUUUGUUUCAGUAUAAUUAUGUCUUUCUUUCCUUGUCUCCA